Molecule: messenger RNA, 1836 nt
Organism: Aureobasidium namibiae CBS 147.97
Lineage: Eukaryota; Fungi; Ascomycota; Dothideomycetes; Dothideales; Saccotheciaceae
Product: oxidoreductase
Exons: 6
Coding region: 1-1836 (611 amino acids)
Molecular function (GO): oxidoreductase activity, acting on CH-OH group of donors; flavin adenine dinucleotide binding
Source: RefSeq, a predicted model, not a curated record
AUGGUUCUUGGUUAUUUUGAAGAAGAAAAAGUGUAUGACUUUAUUGUCGUCGGAGGUUCGUACAAUGCAAUACCUAGUGGAAAGGCAUACGCUGAGAAACACACAGGUGGAACGGCAGGAAACUGUGUCGCAGGUCGUCUGGCAGAAAACCCUAAUCUCUCUAUCCUCGUCGUUGAGGCUGGCACCGACAAUCCUCUCAAGGAAGAGAAGAUCUCGACUCCAGCUCUUGCAUUCCAACUUGUCGAAAGCGAAUACGACUGGCAGUACCCCAUCACUUUCUGGGACAGAGGUGGAGAAAAGAGACAUGAAGCCAAGAAUACAAGAGGCAAAGUCUUGGGUGGGAGCAGUUGUUUGAAUUACUAUACCUGGUUACGUGGUAGUCGCCCAACUUAUGAUGAGUGGGUCAAGUAUGGAGGUAACGAGUGGAGCUGGGAUAAGUGCUUUCCCUACUUCCAAAAGCCUGGCACUAUGCACGACAAGAAUCAAAUCUUGGAUCAUGACCCUGCUCAUGUCGCUGCGGAUGGACCCCUUACGAUAAACCCUGCCGUUCCCAUUCCGCUUGCCGAGAAACUGCAAGAAGCGUGGAAGUCUCAAGGCCAUCGGCUCAACGACGACAUAUACAACGGUACUGUCGAUGGUCUCGCCCACGUGUGCCACACUAUCGACUCCGGGCAUCGCGUGCCCUCGACGGUCUUCCUCGACGGCCACAAGAACAUCACCGUCAAGCCUCGCACAAUGGUGCACCGUCUAUUGUUCAGCGGCGAAACCUGCGUGGGCGUUCAAACCCACGCAACGAACAAAAAGCAAUCCUACUAUGCACGCCACGAAGUCAUCGUCUGCGGCGGUGUCUUUGAGAGUCCUAAACUGCUUAUGCUGAGCGGUAUUGGUCCAUCUGGUGCCGACUCCAUGACAGACUUGACCGCGAUUUCUUCUGGCAUCGGUCACAGUAUUAACUCUCCGCAUGUUGGGCAAAACAUCCAGGAUCACCCCGUCGCACCUCACGCCUUCAAGCUUAAGGAUGGCCAUAGUCUUGAUGAGGUGCUCCGACCAGGUGUCAAGAACCUCGAAGCAAAAGCUGAGUACAAAGUCGCCAAAAAAGGUCCUUUGGCAUCGAGUCUGUUAGAAAUGAGCGGGUUCGCCAGAGUCGACGACAAAUUCAAGAAAUGCAAAGAGUGGAGAGAAGAAGAGGAACAGAGAGGUCAUGAUCCCCUAGGUCCUCAAGGACAACCGCAUUUCGAGUUUGACUUUUUGCCGUGCUUUGCUUCGCCUUUUUUCCCUCAUGUUCCUGAACCAAUUGAGGGAAGUUACAUGACUAUUGUCGUGUCUCUGCUUCGCCCUCUUUCUCGCGGCUGGUUAACGCUCAGAUCAGCAGAUGCUCUCGACUUCCCAAUGAUCAACAUGAAUUACCUCGAUCAUCCUCUAGAUGCAGUUGCUCUACGCGAAGGCGUCCGUUUCGUGGACGAAAUUGUGCUUAGGGGUGAUGGCUUGAAGGACAUCAUAACUGGUGAGUAUCCCGAAGGCCACGUACGCGAAAGCGACGAGGGCAUGGCUGAGUGGUUGAAGGGACGCGUGACCAGUGGAUAUCAUCCCUGCGGUUCCUGCAGAAUGGGUUCAACCAUCGACGAAGGUGUUGUCAAUGGUCGCUUGCAAGUCCACGGUGUACGCAACUUGAGGGUAAUCGACGCCAGUGUCUUCCCGAUCAUACCUGAUGCACGCAUCCAAAAUCCCGUCUAUAUGGUUGCUGAGAAGGGAGCAGAUAUGAUCAAAGCGGAUCAUCCAGCUUUGUAUCAACAAAAGGAAAGCUUGGUGGAGAGGGUCAAGGGGCUUGUUGUUUGA